AUGAAGGAAAAGUCCAAGAAUGCUGCGAAGACUAGAAGGGAAAAAGAAAAUGGAGAGUUCUAUGAACUGGCCAAGUUGCUGCCUUUGCCUUCAGCCAUCACCUCCCAGCUGGACAAGGCCUCCAUCAUCCGCCUCACCACCAGCUACCUGAAAAUGCGCGCUGUCUUCCCAGAAGGCUUGGGCGACGCCUGGGGACAGCCGAGCAGAAUAGGCCCCUUGGAUAAUGUGGCUAAAGAGCUGGGAUCUCAUUUGCUUCAGACAUUAGAUGGAUUUGUUUUUGUGGUAGCAUCUGACGGCAAAAUUAUGUAUAUCUCUGAAACUGCAUCUGUUCAUCUCGGCUUAUCCCAGGUGGAGCUUACUGGCAAUAGCAUUUAUGAGUAUAUACAUCCUUCUGACCAUGAUGAGAUGACAGCAGUGCUUACAGCACACCAGCCUCUUCAUCCUCACCUCUUACAAGAGUACGAAAUAGAAAGAUCAUUUUUUCUCCGGAUGAAGUGUGUCUUGGCCAAGAGGAAUGCAGGGUUGACGUGUAGCGGCUACAAGGUGAUCCAUUGCAGUGGCUAUUUGAAGAUACGUCAGUAUAUGCUGGACAUGUCCUUAUAUGAUUCUUGCUAUCAAAUUGUAGGACUGGUGGCUGUGGGUCAGUCUUUGCCUCCCAGUGCAAUCACUGAGAUCAAGCUUCACAGUAACAUGUUCAUGUUCAGAGCAAGUCUGGACUUAAAACUUAUAUUCCUUGAUUCCAGGGUGACUGAUUUAACUGGAUACGAACCCCAAGACUUGAUAGAGAAGACCCUCUACCACCAUGUUCAUGGCUGCGAUGUCUUCCAUUUACGAUAUGCUCACCAUCUCUUGUUGGUGAAAGGCCAGGUCACAACCAAGUACUAUCGACUACUGUCCAAGCAUGGAGGCUGGGUUUGGGUACAGAGUUAUGCUACCAUUGUGCAUAACAGCCGUUCAUCACGGCCUCACUGCAUAGUGAGUGUCAAUUAUGUCCUUACAGAUAUUGAGUAUAAAGAACUUCAGUUAUCACUGGACCAGGUUAACAUUUCUAAGUCACAGUUUUCAUGUAGGAACUCAAUGCCUACCUCACAAGAAACAAGAAAAGUAGCGAAACCCAAAAGUAAUAAAAUGAAGGCAAAACUCAGAAUGACUCCUUAUCCGCAACAGCAAUUCAGUUCAUUCCAAACAGACAAACUGGAAUGUGGCCAGGUUGGAAGCUGGAGAUCCAGCCCUCCAGGGAGUGUUGGCACCAUACAAGAACAGAACUUCCAUUCAGAAAACAGUGAACUUUUGUAUGCGCCCUCGUAUAGUUUGCCUUUCUCUUACCAUUAUGGACACUUCCCUGUAGAGUCUCAUGUCUUCAGUAGCAAAAAACAAAUGAUGCCUUCUAAAUGUGGGCAAGCUCAAGGAUCACCUUGUGAAGUGGCUCGUUUUUUCUUGAGUACGCUGCAGACAAGUGGAGAGCGCCAAUGGCAUUACACCAAUUCUUUAGUACCCACCAGCCAGUCGCCAUCUAAAAAUCUUCCUGAUCAAGCAGUGAAUAUCGCACGUCAUAAUCUUGCACAGAGUUAUGAAGUGCCCAUACCUAACAGAAGAUACAGCCAAGAUACUACAUGUGACAGCUUUACAAGCUCUGCAACAUCCAUGACAAACACCAGAUACAAAGAAGAGAUUUACAACUCCAGUAUCACGAAACCCAGCAAAAUGGAAAGCCGAUUACAUUCAUCUCAUCAUCUCAUUAAAGAAGAAAACAAAUUAGCUUUCAGCAGAGACCUACAAGAAAAAGUGUUUAUCAAUGAAAAGACUUUUUCAAACUCCAUAGCUAAUUCUUUGUUACCAAAAUCAGAAUGUUUCCAGGCUAAAGCUAUUGGACAAUUAAGUCAUCUCCUGCCAGUGCCAACAGUAUAUGAACAAACACGGAGAAUAUGUAUGAAAGAACCAAGAUAUGGGCAUAUUAGCCAUCAUGCUACAAAUCUGGAUGAACUAGACAACAGUGACAGAAUGACAGUAAAGCUUGAUCAUGAUUCUGAAAACGAACACAUGAUGGAUACCAGAACUACUGGACAAGUCCCAUUUGUAUUUCUCAACUAUCACCAUGUUUUAGCCAAACAUGGUACAUUUCAAACUUCAUCGUGUACAGCAACAGGACAUGUAGCAGAAAAUUAUGGAUACACUUCUGAAGAGGUAAAUACAUUUAUUUAUAAAAACCAAAGUCCAUCAUCAGCCUCUUCUCCAGAAACCCAUAAGGAGACUGCACUACCCCAUUAUAUUGGAACGUCUGUAAUAAUAGCCAAUGGGAGGUGACAAUAAUAGAAACAUAUAUCUUAAUUAAAAACAAAUCCGAACUGUAAUGAUUUCUAAAAAGCAUGAGAAAACAUGGCUACAUUUACUGAGCAUGGCAGAAGGUCAGUGAGAGAAACUUGUGUGUGUUCUUGGCAAGUCAUGUGUAAUAGUACCUUAAAGGUCAAAAAAAUACACAUCUAGCUUCAGUGCUUCAUUGUUACAGAUUAACUUCUGGUGUAGAGUCUGCUAGUAAGAAGCCAUAUAAAGAUCAUAUUUUUGUUAUUUUACAACAUGUAAUACAAUUAAAGGGUGUUAUAUGCCUAGAAUUAUACAGAGACAACUAUUUUUUCUUUUUUUUAAAAACAGGACUCUAAGUAUAUUCAAGAUUUUUACCAUUAAUAUAAACCAUAAAAUUUUGUUUAAAUGUUAUGACAGACACUGUGAAAUAUUAUAGCAAUUUUGCAUCUGUAUUGUAAAUGAUCAGACAAAUGAACUGUGUAUAAAACAUGGUAAUUAAUCCUAAGUAUCCAUGAAAUAACUGCAUGAGCUAGUGACAAAUCACUGUGUCUUGGAAUGCUUAUUAUUUUAAUAGUCUAAAACAAAGUUUGAUCAUUCUAGCUUUUUGAUAUAUUUUAACAUGGAGUCAGGAAUUCAUAGCUUGUUGCAAUCAUGGUGUAUUUCAGAGGGAUGAUAAAAUGUCAAACUCAAAGACACAAGGUAUAUAUUAAUUGAUUUUGUCAUAGCAAGACUGGCACAACAAAGUCAUACAGCAAGGA
Molecule: messenger RNA, 3059 nt
Organism: Pelodiscus sinensis (Chinese soft-shelled turtle)
Lineage: Eukaryota; Metazoa; Chordata; Testudines; Trionychidae
Gene: SIM2
Product: SIM bHLH transcription factor 2
Biological process (GO): regulation of transcription by RNA polymerase II
Molecular function (GO): DNA-binding transcription factor activity, RNA polymerase II-specific; RNA polymerase II transcription regulatory region sequence-specific DNA binding; protein dimerization activity
Source: RefSeq, a predicted model, not a curated record